UCGACCUCCCGCACAACAGUCCAGCGCUCUAUCCAUUGAGCUAACCGGGAGGCGGUUAGCACUUUUCUUUUAGGAGUGCAGAUACACUUUAACUUCGCUUAUUCAGUUCUCCACGCCUGAUCAAACUUUUACCCGUCUAGAAAAACGGAAGAUAAUUUGAAUAGUACGUCUCGGCAUCAGCGGCCCACCAAGUGCUUGUUAUUGAAAUGAGUACAGGGUAAUUAACAGCGCCGACGCGACAUCAGUGCUAUUGAAUGCUAUGCAAACAGUUCUAUGAGAAGUCGCCUGACACAAUAACCACAAAUUAACACAUAAUCAGCAGACAAGGAGCAUAACAGACCAUCUGGUAUUUCGCUGGACGCGUAGACAUGGAAAAAGCACAAGCUAUCGGCGAUGGAGCCAAGAAACCAAUUCUGGUCAAACUUGUUCUUGUGGGCAAAGUUGGCGUUGGAAAAUCAGCAAUGAGCGUGAGAUUUUUGACCAAGAGAUUCAUCGGCGAAUAUGACCCCAACAUCGGUUCAAUAUAUCACCAUCAUGCCAGAUUGGAAAAUCAAGACGUCCGUGUAGAGAUCCUUGAGUCUGGAGGCAAGGAUUAUCUUGAGAAUAAUGACGUCCAUGCUCUGUGGGGAGACGCUUUUGUCCUAGUUUACGCUGUGGACGAUCGAACUAGCUUUGAAGAACUUGCUGCUGCUGGGAAUCAUCUGCAAAACGUGCGAGAAGCUGACCAUCCUGUUCUGGUGUUGGUGGGAAAUAAAGGAGACGUAGGGAGCGAUCGAGUUGAAGUAUCGAAACAAGAUGGAAUUCAGCUGGCUGAAAAAUUGAACUGUAUGGCCUUUCACGAGGUUUCCACUAAGGCGAGCUAUCAAGACAUCGAAAAUGUGUUUAUUGAAGCUAUCCGAGAGACAGUGAAGUAUAAAAUGACUCAACAGGCUCUGAACGGGGCAAGAAGAUCAUCUCACAGCAAAAUUAUGGAAAUGGUAGAGAAAAACGUGAGUCGAAACAGGGCCAUGUCCAGUCUUAAGGAGACCAUCGACGAGUACUGCGCUACACGAACUGAGGAACUGACUCGGGGUUUGUCCCGUGAUCGAAGUACCACUUUUACAUGAGACGCGUAGAUCGAUUAAUGUAAGUUUGUUUACGAUUUGUGGGUCAUUGACAGCAAUAAAUAGCACCACUAGUAUGGAAAAAAGGUAGACGAGUGAGGCAGUAUUGCAACACAUUUCAAAUUUCAGAUCUGGCAAUCGUUGACGUUUAUUUGACCAGAAGAUUGCAUGUGAUGGGAUGUCUGUUUGUUGGGCCUUGAUUUCGCUGUCAAAAGACGCACUCAAUGGACCCAAAAAUGUUUGGGUGGGAAAUAGAGGAAAAAGUUUUAUUUUGGAAAUUAUUGCGUUCUGGGAGCACAAGUGCUGUAAAAUGCAUGCUGCAUUAAAACAUUAAAUGACUAACAAUAGUAAGAAAUAAACAAACGAUGACUAGAAGAUAAAAUUUAAAAAUCAAAUGAGUUAAUGCGAUGUUUUAAGGAGGCAGUCAUGGCGGAAGGUGUAUUUUUCCUACCGUUUUUCCCUCGCUCCCCUGUCAAGGUUGAGACGCGGAAUCGUGUAUUCAUGCAUCUUUUAUUUGUUCUUUUUCUUUCAAAGACUAAUUAAUUACUAACUGAUGAUAGAUUCUAUACGAAUUCAUUGACCUAGAACCUUACUGUUCAAGAAAAUAAUUUCACUUACAGAGUUGUCUCCAGCAAUUUUUCGGGUAUUCCGAGAGUCUCAAUGGGGCGGUUAAACUUUAGCCGUAAAACGGGAGCAAAAUUAAACAGGUAGGCGUAAAAAUGGACAAUUAUUUACGCGAGUCUUGAGA
Stylophora pistillata is the source of this 1851-nucleotide messenger RNA. RefSeq names its product ras-related and estrogen-regulated growth inhibitor. Lineage: Eukaryota; Metazoa; Cnidaria; Anthozoa; Scleractinia; Pocilloporidae. The record is from RefSeq and is a predicted model, not a curated record. Gene Ontology annotation, molecular function: GTPase activity; GTP binding.